UUGUCAAUCGUUCGCCAUUUUAAAACUCAUCCAUUUUCAUUCGAAGACAAUGAAUUCUUUGGAGUGUUUCGAUUUCUAGCUACCAUAAAAAGUGUUUGUAGUGCGAAAAUCUUAUUUACAAAUUGUACAAGACAGCUUUAAGAUGGACGCAGUAAUUGUGUUCAAUACGGAAUUGUCCGGUCUUUACGAACAGAGACCACCGAUUUCUAAAGCUAAGAUGGCAUCGAUCACACGGACGGCCAUGAAAGCCAUUAAAUUCUAUAAACACGUCGUCCAAAGUGUCGAGAAAUUCAUUCUCAAAUGUAAGGCGGAAUACAAGGUGCCCGGCUUAUAUGUGAUCGAUUCCAUUGUGCGGCAGUCACGCCAUCAAUUCGGUGCUGAAAAGGAUGUAUUUGCUCCGAGAUUCGCCCGUAAUAUGCAGAAUACGUUUGCGAAUUUGUUCCGGUGUGCCGCCGAAGACAAAAGUAAAAUUAUUCGGGUGCUGAAUUUGUGGCAGAAGAACAGUGUUUUUGCGCCGGAAGUUAUACAACCGCUGUUUGAUCUGGCCGAUCCGAAUCACAUAAUUUAUCAAAAUCAACCGCCAUUGGACUCCUCCUCGAAUGGCAUGAAUUUGAAUUCGUCAAUGAAUCAGGAGUCUCCGCCACCGAACAUGGAUGAUGGUCAUACAAUGUCUUCGGAUACAUCUGGACCUAUGGCAAUACCAACAGCUAGUCAGUUGGACUCUAGUACGAUACGUCAGCUGCAACAACUGCAGCAGUUGUUAAUACGUCAGACGGGAAGUGAAAAUAUGGGUGCGAGUAGCAGUAGUACUGCUCAAGAUUCGGUGAAAUUCAAUAAAAAGGUUCUGGACUACGAUUACGGUGACGAAGAAGAUGAAGACAACGAUAAUAGGACAAUGACACCCAGAAAUCAAAACAAUUUGCUAUCUGAAAGUAACAGCAUCGCCCAACUACUGAACGAUCCGAAUGUAUUGCGGCAGCUGCAAAAUUUGCAGAAAUUGAAGCAACAAGAAGAGAAGCAAUCAAAACUGACCGAAAUGCGUCUACAGGAGGAGGCGUUCGAAAAGCAUUUGGCAACCGUUCUAAAAGUAAAUAAACUUCCGUUCGCAAACGAAUGCGAUUUAAGUCGACAGCCAGCCGAUCAAAAUCAAAUCUUUGGAAUGCCGUCAGCCCUCAGUCUUAUGCAACAGAACAAUUUAGCUGGUCCAUCCGAUCAAAUCGAACCAGAAAUUGAACUAGUGUCCGACGAUGGAAAAGUGGAGGUAAUCAACUUGGAUGGCAAUUCACGUAGUCCGUCAAUGGACCGCGAUCGUUACAAUAAACGAAGACGCAGUCGUUCACGGUCAAGAGAUCGCAGUGGUAGAUCCCGUCGACGCAGCCGAACCCGUUCACCAAGAUCGCGACGACGAUCUAGAGAUCGUGACCGUGGAAAGGACAAAGAUAAGGAGAGAACGAGAGAAAUGGAACGUGAAUAUGAGAGAGAGCGGCGUCGAAAGGGAUUGCAUGAUAUUAAGAAGGAACAUUUGAGUGUUUGCAGUACGACAUUGUGGGUGGGACAUUUGUCGAAACUCGUGCAACAAGAAGAACUUUCCGACACUUUUGCUAAGUAUGGAGAUAUCAUCAGCAUUGAUAUGAUCAUUCCGCGAGGAUGUGCAUUUCUAGUAAUGAAUCGUCGACAAGACGCAUACAAGGCUAUGAGUAGCUUGAAAAAUUACAAACUUCAAGGAAGGCCCAUUAUGAUAUCAUGGGCGGCUGGUAAAGGUGUCAAAGGCAAAGAAUGGAAGGAUUACUGGGACUUAGAUACAGGCAUUAGCUAUAUACCAUAUAACAAAUUGAGCAAUUCAACGGACUUUGAAUCGCUGGAAGAGGGUGGCAUGUUCGACGAAGAUUCUAUGCCUGCUUGGCUGAAAGAAAAACUCAAAUCGUCGGCACAAAAGAAAGAUCCAUUACUGCCAAUGGAUCCCAGCCAAAUGUUUCAAAUGAAUAUGACUGGCCGAGUGGACACAACCCAACCUCCGCCGAGUGGACAAAUGAUUCCUGGAAUGCAAAUGGUUCCACCAUUUAUGGGACCCGUUCCAAGACUUAUGACACCCAUGGGAUUAAUGGCACCGAAUUUAGUUCCUGGCUUAUCGAUAGGCGUUCCUCCGCCAACAAUGAUGAUCCCAACUGGCGCAAUAUUGCCACCGAUUCCUAUGGACAAAUCAGUUCCUCCGCCAUCGUCAACGGGUAACCAGCCAGCAUUUAUGAAUCACUUUCCACCAAUGCCUCCACACCAAAUGUCACAUCUUCCACCAGUUUCGAUUCCAUCGAACAGUGACGAUCAUAUGGAUAUCGAAAUGGAUGACGAGCCAUCAACAAAAGUCGUUAGCUCCAGUACUAACGUAAGCAUGUUUAAUCGACCACCGCCUCAGAUGUUCGAUCAGUCCAUGCCACCAAUACCAGCAAAUAUGACACAAAGUUACAAUAAAGACCACAACGAUCGUGAAAGACGACAAGGACAUGAUCGUCGUAGCAACAGCCGCGAUCGAAGAAGUAAUGAGCGCGAACUACGUGGUAGAGAUCGAGAUAGGGAUCGUGAUAACCGUCGCAGCGAUCGUAAUUUCCGAAAUGGAUCCAAUUCUCGUUGGCCGGAUGAACGAAGUCGAUCCCGCGAUGAUGAUAACUCGUUUCGUGAUAGUCGAAGAGGAUCUCGUGACCGAAAUGAUCGAAAUGAAAGAGACAAAUCGCUUCAAGAUCGCUUGCGCGACAUGGCCAAUGAUGGUAAUCGCAAUGAAUACAAUCGUCGCAAUGAAACCGGUGACGGUAUGCCCUGGCGUGAUGGACCGCAAAUGAGUGGCAAUUUCCAGGGCAAUUUUAUGGAUCAAAAUGUUCGCAAUAUCAGACCAAUGAACAUGGGACCAACACCAUUGGAAGAUAUUCGAUUAGCACCAAUGGUUAUGGAUAACAUUCGCGGGCCGCCACCAGGAAUGGGACACAGAGGAGAUUUUAACCGUAGCGAUGAAUUCGACAAUCGACGUGGUGGUCCUCAUAGGGAGUUCUUCGGACCAAAUCGUUUUGGAGGGCCAAUGAUUAGAGGCGGACCACCACCACCAUUCGGUCCCAGAAUGGUAAAUACACCAUUGUUCAUGCGUGGACAACGGCCGCCAGGACCAGGUUUUCCUGAGCGACCAUUCUUUGAUCGUGCAGGUGGCUUCGACGAGCGCGGUGCUCCUCGUAAUCCCCGAAAUGUCGAGAACCGCAGAGAUGACUCAGUAAAUCGGCCAGCAUGGAAUGCAGCCGCAAAGGACGAAGACAGAGUGCCAGCUAACAACUCCGAACAAAAUGAAUCGAAAGAUAAGAAAGCGUCCCGUUGGGGCAAUUCCAGUCCGAAGUCGAUAGUAUCGGAAGAAGAAAACUGGGACGAUGAAAUCGAGCGUAAGAACGACGACAAUUCUCCGAUAGUUCCGUUGCCACAAACCGAGCCAAUCGACGACGAUAGUGAUGUUGACUUUGAUGACGGUGCAGCAGCUGCUGCUUUAACUGAGAAAUCUGCUCAAAGCGAAAUCAGUGUUGCUGAUAGUAGGAAUGAAAAUGUGGAAACGGUUGAUGAGCCUCAACAUUCAGUGCCAUUGCAACAGCAAUCCGUUGACGUUAAACAAAACAUACCCGAACGAUUCGACAUAUUUGACGACAACGAGACUGCUGCCACCAAACAACCACAACCGACAGCAUUUAAUAAUAGCGACGACGAUAAGGAUACUGAAACGUCCGAAAACCGUAACGAAUCAGCUGAAUGCAAUACAACACCAUUGUACGACGAACCGGAAGAGAAAAAGCACAGCACAGAGAAGGAUGAACAGCACGACGUUGAAACCAAUAGCGAAUCAACGAAUGAAAACAAACCGGAAGCCGAAUUGCCAACCGUUCCUGGAGUUGAUGAUUGAGGCGCAAAAUAGAAUCUGUUUCCAUGCUACGAAAUCUGCAUACAGCAUUAAAGAACAUGAUCAAGGAAUAUAUGACUGUGAUAGUUGUGUUGUGUAAUGAGAUGAUGAAAGUGAACAAGACUUUUUACAAAGCUAUUAUCAAAAUUACUAUGUUGGAUCGGCACUGCUCUCGGCAAUCGAUGCUAAAUAUAAGUUAACAGAAAACCGAAUACCAAAUUACCGAACCCACGAUAGUGUUUCAGCGAUUAAUUUAAAAAAAGAAUAAUUCAUUUUCGAAUUCAAACAUUGUUUGCGACUAGCGGUACUUAUAAUUACAUCGUUAAAAUGAUGAGAUUCCGUUAUACAAAAAGAUUCCAAAUAAAAUUUAUUAAAUUUUUAAUAAAUAUCUUACUUGUCUUUCCACUCACAUUUUAUGUGUUUAGACAAACGUUUUAACAAAUUUAACAAGAAACUUUUAACACAAAAAAGAGAACCUCAAACAAGACACAGAAAAUCAUUAAACAUUUUACAAAUCAAGUUUGACUAAGGGCAUUUUAAGUGAAAGACGCAUUAUAGUAAAAGUGAUUGGUUCAAUUGGUGGUUUUUCAUAUUGACCAUCAAAUUCUAUCGUGAAAUUAUGAAUUUUUAGUUGUCUAGGACUUGUAAUACGAAGUAGACUUAUCGGUAACAAUUUUUAUAUUCAAAAAGUCAAAGCAAAAACAAGACUAACAUUGCUAUUGUGGUCAUUAAAUCCCCGAACAUUGUACAUCGAUUUUAACCGAACCGAACCGAAUCGUGUUUUUUAAGCUAAUUGAGAUUCAAUCGACGCUUCAUAAAACAUUUUUUGAAUGUCGUCGAUAUGGAUUCAAUGUUGUAACUCCGCUGGAGUUGAAAGAACCUUUAGCUCUGUACGGUGCCGAUAUAUUAUUAUCACAUUCGGAAGACAUUUAGUUAAUAGUUUUGUUACAUAAAAAUGGAUAAAAACAAGAAGUAGAGGUUUCGUGUGUAAUUUGUUGCUUCGAGGCGUAGCCAAGGUCCAUAAGCGCACGAUAACGAGACUUUUAAUUUUUAUCACGUGUAACAUAAUGGAUUUUUCAUGUGUCGGGGAUGAAAACAGUGAAAAGUUUGCAGAAAUUAUCUCAGAUCUUCGGCCCUUUACAUGAAAAAAAAUGUGCGUAUCGAUCUUGGCCGGAGGUUUUCAAGCAUUUUCACUUAGCUUAUAACACAUUAAACAUCCUAAAACCGUUGGCCGAUAGACACGCUUACUAUUACGUGCUUUUGAGCUUAAAGUCGAUUCACUUUUCAUCCCUGGGGUCGAAAUAAGCCACUUUCGACCCUAGGCUAAAGUAUUUAUGUUAAAGAAGUGUUGAUCAUCCCAAAGACAAAGAUUGAUGUCUUACCAUGUAGGCAUUAGGAACUGUUAUGAAUAUUCUAAACAUUCCUCAAACUCCGUUGAUAUCUAAGCGACGAAAACGUUAAUAAAAAAUCGAUCAAUGCCACUCACAAUCAUUUUUGCGAUAAUGCGCCUAUGGCGGGACUACAUAUAUUCCCUCUGUCAUGUCAUACACUGAGAAAUAGCGUAUUAUCAAUUCCAUCACAACUUCAUUCAACGAUCAUCACAUCACACAACAUCAUGAUCAACGAUUCGGAAUGCUGAUGUAAAAAUUGUUUGGAUAACUCGCGCUUGCACUCGAAUUGAGUGACUUGUGCAAGGUAGAGUAAACCAUUUUUGAAAUUUAUUUGACACUAUUGGGAGCACAAAAGUUCCAUCAUAUAUAUCCUUGAUCAAAAUUUAGUGGAUGAAAUAUGCGGUUUAACAAAAAAAGAACCGAAAAGAUUAAUCGUGGAAAACAUUUUUUGUUUUAUUUUAGAAAUAGAAUUUUUGCUUUUAUUUCCGAGCCUAAUCAUCUAAAUGAAAGUGUAAUUAAUAUGAAAAAUAAAAAAUUUAAAUUUAAAAUUCAAAGUGAACAUAAACGAAACGAAGAAUUAUUGUAAAAAUUUGUCAUUGUUUUAGUUCUAGGGCAAGUUGAAAAUUAAUUUCUU
Messenger RNA from Bradysia coprophila, 5944 nucleotides. RefSeq names its product Insulator su(Hw) mRNA adaptor. NCBI's taxonomy places the organism in Eukaryota, Metazoa, Arthropoda, Insecta, Diptera, Sciaridae. The record is from RefSeq and is a predicted model, not a curated record. Gene Ontology annotation, molecular function: RNA binding. Gene Ontology annotation, cellular component: nucleus.